Electrophorus electricus (electric eel) is the source of this 1514-nucleotide messenger RNA. It is a transcript of the gene rtf2, whose product is annotated as replication termination factor 2. Gene Ontology annotation, biological process: mitotic DNA replication termination. Gene Ontology annotation, cellular component: nucleus. The record is from RefSeq and is a predicted model, not a curated record. NCBI's taxonomy places the organism in Eukaryota, Metazoa, Chordata, Actinopteri, Gymnotiformes, Gymnotidae.
CUUGAUUGUUUACAUGCUAGUUACGUUCUUUUUUGUUGUGGCUAAGAGAUACCCAGCUAGCGUUACCGAGAUCUGAACUGUCAAUAGAAUCUCUAAAAUCGUAUUUUCGAAAUGGGAUGUGACGGUGGAACAAUACCAAAAAGACAUGAACUGGUUAAAGGACCCAAGAAGGUGGAAAAGGUAGACAAAAAUGCUGAGCUCGCUGCCAAGUGGAAGUAUUGCGCCCUAAGUCAAGAGAAGUUGAGGCGUCCUAUUGUGGCCUGUGAACUUGGGAGGUUGUACAAUAAAGACGCUGUAAUCGAGUAUUUGUUGGAUAAAUCAGCAGAAAGGCCCAAUACAGAGGUUGUUGGACACAUUCGCAGCAUCAAGGACGUGAAAGAGCUGAACCUGACUGAUAACCCAGCCUGGGAAGGCGAGAGAAGGAAUGCUAAGGGUGAUUGUUAUGAGGACAUGCACCGGGCCAUGUUUAUCUGCCCUGUGGUGGGGCUGGAGAUGAAUGGCAAGCACAAGUUUUGCUACCUGCAGACCUGCGGCUGCGUGUUCUCUGUUCGAGCACUCAGGGAGGUCAAGACAGAAAUCUGUCAUAAGUGUGGUGAUCCUUUCCGGGAUGAAGACACUGUGGUGCUGAACGGGAGCAAAGAGGAACAGGAGAAGUUGCAGAAGGCGAUGGAGGAGAAGAGGGCCCAGGCUAAAACAGGAAAGAAAUCAAAGAAAAACAAGGUUGUUGAGACUGCUUCCAAACCUUUGGAAUUGGAAGGUACAGUGGACAAUGUGUCUUCAGAGCCUAAAUCAAUGGCAAUGAAUAGGGAGAGCAGCCAUGGCAGCAGCAGCACUGACACAGCUCCGGGACCAUCUGGUUCUUCUAAGAUAGAAAAGCCCAUUGUUACGGCAGGAAGUAAACGGUCCAUCCAGGACAUGGAGGAGAAAUCAGAGGCCUACAAAUCUAUCUUUACUUCUCACAGCUCUGCCAAGCGCACAAAAAGCCAAAUGUCCAACUGGGUCACCCACACACCCUAUCACUUUUGAGUCAUGCAGAGUUUUAAUGGGAGGAAGCACCCUCUAGUGGUAAUAGAAAGUCAUUUCCUUUCAUUCUUCCCCUUUACAGUUGGGAGAUAUUUAGUUUGAAACUCAUUUUCCUUUCCAUGUGGCAUCUUUUAUCCUUCACAAAAAAUAUUUGAGCUAAAAACUAUACUAUCCUUCCAAAACAGUACUGUGGUUUUCCUUGCAUUUUCCUUGAAUGUUAGGAUUUUUUCGACGUAGCUUGUCAGGAAAACCAUGUUUUAAAACAUUUUAAGAAAGCAUUUUGAAAUUUGUGAUAUUUCUUUGAUAUUUUUUGAUGUUAUUAUUGUUUGACUUUCAUUAUUGUCCUGUAUCACUGAUACAAAAUAUUAAAAUAUAGAAUAUAAACACAUGAUGUCCUGUGCAUUGAUGACUGCGAUAAUAUUGUUGAUCAUUUUUUAAAAUCAAGUAGAUCUAAAUGAUUUGUAAACGAAAUAAACAACUUUUUAUCUGCA